Molecule: messenger RNA, 1401 nt
Organism: Talpa occidentalis (Iberian mole)
Lineage: Eukaryota; Metazoa; Chordata; Mammalia; Eulipotyphla; Talpidae
Gene: TMEM225
Product: transmembrane protein 225
Exons: 4
Coding region: 219-899 (226 amino acids)
Biological process (GO): negative regulation of phosphatase activity
Source: RefSeq, a predicted model, not a curated record
UCCAUGACAGUUAGCAAUCCUGACAGCAGACUGGCCCAGUUAUAGGAGUAGUGAAGGGUGAAUUUAUUUUCUCUGUUCCAUCGUCUAUUUCAGCAUCUGCCACAGCCACUGCCACAACAACCACUAAAAGUCUACAUCUUGGCUUUCUUGUGAGGACUAAAAUCAGAGAAGAGACGUGAGAUAUUGAUGGUAGUCUUGGCUUGUAGUCCCCACUCACAAUGCUGCAUAUAUCAACCAGAAAGAUCCAGGCGACCAACAUGUUCUUCUCCUCGUGGGGCUUAGUCUUCUUGACAGUAGGAAUCCCUGUGGAAGAAUGGGUCAGAUUGAAAUUGAAAACACAAAAAUAUAUAAGUCACAAUCCUUGGAUAUGUUGCACUACGGUUUGGCCAGAAGAUAAACUGGAAGUGGUCAGGAUCAUGAUGAUGUUGGUCCUCAGCCUUUCCUUCCUCCAUAACUUGUUCCUGGGCUUGGAAUAUACCUAUAUGAUUCCUCGCAUGAAAUACAUCCACUUCAUCCCUGUCAUCCUCAGUUUCCUCACAGGUAUCCUUCUAUUCUCUGCACUCCUUCUGUAUCACCAAAAGCUAAGACAAGGUCAAGCCGUGUACUACACUAGUUACAAGAUCACCUGGAUCACUUUCAUUGCCUACUUAAAUGUUUUCUGCUUUAUUGCCUCUGGAAUCCUUUCUCUUGUAGCACAGUCCCAUUUGUGUUCCUGUCUGAACAUCAUCCAUAUAUGUCCUGUAGAAAGUCUGGAUACAGAGCCAUCUGAGAUUUCUGUGAAACCUAUUUCAUUAUCAGAAUGCACUGCAAUGCCUCGUAGUAUUGUCCGUUCUAGCUACAGGGAAGAUUCUCUAAGCAAACCACACAUCCAAACACAUCAUGUAACCUGGGCUCUAUGACCUGACCUGCUCAUCUUAAUGAAAAUAGCUUUGUGUAUGUGUACUAUAUGUAUCACCCACUGUGUUGUUUCUGUUUGGCAUAUGUAAAUUAACUGUGACUGGGAUGGGGUCUGAAGAAGAUCCAGAAGAUAGCAUUUUUAUUUUUGUCCUGGCCUGCUAAACAAAUAGUUUCUUUUACAACAUCUAUUAUUAAUGUAAUAAAUAUUGUCAUAUAAUGAUUACUUGCUGUAUUGUUAACUUUGUAUGUCCCAAAGAUUUAGAAUAAUAUAUAAUAGCUUUUGUUUAUGUUUUAUUGUGAAAAGUUUCAAAUAUUCAGAAAGAAUACAAAACAAUAUGAUAAACACCUGUGUACACAUCACCCAACUUGAUGAAAUUUGAUCAUCAUGCCCUAUUUGCUUGAGAUAUUUUAAAAUUAAAUUUAGAGACAUAACUGGUGCUCUGCUAAAAACUUUCCUAAUCUUAUUUUCCUACCUGUUUUAUCAUCAGAAUAUACUUUUGAUGA